GCCGCCGCCCGCCUGCGCUCAGAGACUCACGCAGCCCCAGUCCCGCCAGUCCGCCAACACAGUAGUGCCGGCCCCCCUCCUUCCCUAGCCCUUCCCCCUCCCCGCCUUUGGCUCGCUCCGCCUUUCUGCCCCCCACCCCCACCUCACGGGUACAGGCCAUUCCCGGCCAGGAAACGCCGUGGCGCCGCGUUGGGCCUAACUCGAGUCUUGCUGCCUCCCGGGAGUGCCGUGCGCCGCAGCCCGGGCCCAGGCCCCGGCAGCGCCUGGGACAAGGUCUUCAGAGCUACUGACAUAACUUUGGGGCACUUCAUAUUCAGAGGUCUAUGUAAAGGAUUCCUCAUGUCCAUAUCAUGUUGGCUGAGGCUGUACAGCUCACCCCCACUCUCAGAGUGGUCAGUCUCCAUUAAUUGGACCCCGUGAUUUCCAUUCUCUGCUGUGUUGGACGUCAUGAGCAUUGCAGUCCCUCUGGGAGUAACUACACCAGAUACAUCCUAUUCAGAUAUGGCUGCUGGAUCAGAAAAGGAAGUGGAAGCCCCCUACCUUUCAAGACGAAGUGGCACUACACCAGGAUGUGAAAGUCCAGCGAAAGAGACCCAAGGGGCCUAGGGGGCAGCACACCCCCAGAAGCCAAGUCUAUUCCAGGCAGUACCAGGGAUUAGGGUCUGGGCUGGAAAAAUCCUGGUGUUUUGAAUAUGUUCAGGUCCAGUUCAGACUCUUGAUCCCACAGCCACUUCUUGAGUGAGGGUAUCCUGUCUUGGUAGUGAAUGGAAGAGGGCCUGGUCCCUGGGGCAGUGCAGAAGGCACUUUCAUCAUCUCACUCACUGCAAAUGUCAUGUGAGGUUUCAUGGAAGUAUUAAGAGAUCCAAUUAAGAAGAAUAGUUCUGAGUCUAAACCAGCCCAGAGUGGCUUCUCUAGGGGAAACUCCCCGCUCAGCUGCCCUGAAUCUGUGGAGGCUAGUCCAGCAGUUAAUGAGAAGAGCGUGUAUUCCACUCAUAAUUAUGGGACCACUCAGAGGCUGGGGUGUCGAGGACUGCCUUAUGCUGAUCAUAAUUACGGAGCCCCUCCUCCUCCGACACCUCCUGCUUCUCCCCCUGUCCAGACGAUCAUCCCUCGUUCUGACCUGAAUGGCCUGCCGUCGCCCGUAGAGGAACGCUGUGGAGACAGCCCGAACUCUGAAGGAGAGACUGUUCCUACCUGGUGUCCUUGUGGUCUUUCUCAGGAUGGCUUCCUUCUCAACUGUGACAAGUGCAGGGGAAUGAGCAGGGGGAAGGUUAUUAGACUUCAUCGGCGGAAGCAGGACAACAUAUCAGGUGGGGAUAGCAGUGCAACAGAAAGCUGGGAUGAGGAGCUUUCUCCUUCCACUGUGUUGUAUACAGCAACACAGCACACACCUACAAGCAUCACCUUAACUGUUAGAAGAACCAAACCCAAGAAGCGGAAAAAGAGUCCAGAAAAGGGUCGUGCAGCACCAAAGACGAAGAAAAUCAAGGCAUUUCGAGAGGGAUCCCGGAAGUCCUUGCGGAUGAAGAAUUCUCCCUCUGAAGCACAGAAUUUAGAUGAGAAUACAACUGAGGGCUGGGAAAAUCGAAUAAGACUAUGGACUGAUCAGUAUGAAGAAGCCUUCACUAAUCAAUAUAGUGCAGAUGUACAAAACGCCCUUGAACAACAUCUGCAUUCUAACAAGGAAUUUGUGGGCAAACCUGCUAUUUUAGACACUAUUAAUAAGACUGAAUUGGCCUGUAAUAAUACAGUUAUUGGUUCCCAAAUGCAGUUACAGCUGGGAAGAGUCACUCGUGUUCAAAAGCAUCGCAAAAUCCUGAGGGCUGCAAGAGAUCUGGCUUUGGAUACUCUUAUAAUAGAGUAUCGUGGGAAAGUCAUGUUACGGCAACAAUUUGAGGUCAAUGGGCAUUUCUUCAAAAAACCGUAUCCCUUUGUGCUCUUCUACUCAAAAUUCAAUGGUGUAGAGAUGUGUGUGGAUGCCCGUACUUUCGGUAAUGAUGCCCGGUUCAUCAGAAGAUCAUGUACACCAAAUGCAGAGGUGAGACACAUGAUUGCGGAUGGGAUGAUUCACCUGUGUAUCUAUGCUGUAUCUGCCAUCACCAAGGAUGCUGAGGUCACCAUUGCAUUUGAUUAUGAGUAUAGUAACUGUAAUUAUAAAGUGGACUGUGCAUGUCACAAGGGGAACCGGAAUUGCCCUAUUCAGAAAAGGAAUCCUAAUGCUGCCGAAUUGCCACUCCCACCCCCUCCAACCCUACCCAUCAUUGGAGCAGAGACCAGACGUAGAAAAGCACGACGGAAAGAGCUAGAGAUGGAGCAGCAGAAUGAAGCUCCAGAAGAAAAUAAUGACCAGCAACCACAAGAAGUUCCAGAAAAAAUAAAUGUAUCCAGUGAUCAUGAGGAAGUAGACAAUCCAGAAGAAAAACCGGAAGAAGAGAAAGAAGAAGUUAUUGAUGACCAGGAGAACCCAGCUCAUAGCAGGAGGACCCGGGAGGAUAGAAAGGUUGAAGCCAUCAUGCAUGCUUUCGAAAAUUUAGAAAAAAGAAAGAAACGGCGGGAUCAGCCCUUGGAGCAGAGCAGUUCUGACAUCGAGAUUACUACCACCACCUCAGAGACUCCUACUGGAGAAGAGACAAAAACUGAGGCCCCAGAAUCUGAAAUUAGCAACCCUGCUUCAAACAUUGCCAUCCCUAGCACCCCACAAACUAUUGGUGUGAACACCCGGAGGUCUUCUCAAGCAGGGGAUAUUGCAGCAGAAAAAACAGUCCCCAAACCACCUCCAGCAAAGCCUUCUAGGCCCCGACCGAAGAGUCGAAUUUCUCGGUACCGGAGUAGUUCAGCCCAAAGACUAAAGCGCCAGAAGCAGGCCAAUGCACAACAGGCAGAAUUGUCACAAGCUGCCUUGGAAGAAGGAGGAAAUAAUAGCUCAGUAACUCCUACUGAAGCUGGAAGUAUAGAGAGUUCAGGAGAAAACAGACAGUUACCAGGCACUGACCCAACUGUGCUAUCAGUUACCGGAUCCCAUGUCAACCGUGCUGUAACUAAGUACCCAAAAACCAAAAAGUAUCUAGUUACAGAAUGGUUGAAUGACAAAGCAGAGAAGCAAGAGUGCCCUGUGGAAUGUCCCUUACGUAUCACCACAGAUCCAACUGUACUGGCCACAACCCUGAACAUGUUACCGGGUCUUAUUCAUUCCCCAUUAAUUUGCACCACCCCAAAACACUACAUUCGCUUUGGCUCACCUUUUAUGCCUGAGAGGCGUCGAAGGCCCCUUCUGCCUGAUGGCACAUUCAGCUCCUGUAAGAAGCGCUGGAUAAAGCAAGCCUUGGAAGAAGGGAUGACUCAAACAUCAUCUGUACCCCAAGAGAGUAGAACUCCACACCUAUACCAAAGUAAUGAGAAUAGUAAUUCUUCUAGUAUCUGUAAAGACAAUGCAGAUUUGUUGAGCCCAUUAAAGAAAUGGAAGUCUCGCUAUUUAAUGGAGCAGAAUGUCACCAAGUUACUUCGGCCUUUGUCUCCAGUCACACCACCUCCUCCCAGUUCAGGCUCUAAGAGCCCCCAACUGACUACCCCUGGCCAAACUCACCCAGGAGAAGAAGAGUGUCGAAAUGGAUACAGCCUCAUGUUCUCGCCAAUCACGUCUCUUACUACUGCUAGUCGCUGCAACACUCCUCUGCAGUUUGAGAGCAUAUCCUCCCCUGAGAGUUCCCCUGCGCAUAGGCCCGAGUCCCUGUCACCCGAGCUUUGUCACCGAAAAGACCUGGAUUUAACAAAAGUAGGAUAUCAUGACUCCAACACUAACAGCUGUGCUGACAGACCUUCCAUGCUUAACUCAAGUCAUUCUGACCUGGCUCCUCAUCCCUCUCUUGGGCCCACCUCAGAGACUGGCUUCCCAAGUAGGAGUGGAGAUGGACCUCAAAGUCUUGUGAGAAACUCGGACCAGGCAUUUCGGACAGAGUUCAACUUGAUGUAUGCCUACUCCCCUUUGAACGCUAUGCCUCGAGCAGAUGGAUUAUAUAGAGGGUCUCCCCUAGUAGGGGAUAGGAAGCCUUUGCAUUUGGACGGGGGAUAUUGUUCCCCUGCAGAAGGGUUUUCCAGCAGAUAUGAACAUGGAUUUAUGAAAGACCUCUCUCGUGGAUCGAUGUCACCCGGUGGUGAACGCGCCUGUGACGGAGUUCCAUCUGCCCCCCAGAACCCACCACAGAGGAAAAAGGUAUCCCUGCUGGAGUACCGAAAACGGAAACAAGAAGCCAAGGAGAAUUCUGGUGGGGGCAGCGACUCGGCACAGAGCAAAAGCAAGUCUGCAGGAGCUGGGCAGGGCAGCAGUAACUCUGUUUCUGACACUGGUGCCCAUGGUGUUCAGGGAUCUUCAACUCGAGUCCCAUCCUCCCCUCACAGAAAGUUCUCCCCAUCUCAUUCCUCUAUGUCACAUUCGGAGGCAGUAAGCCCAUCAGAUUCCAGGGGCACUUCUUCAUCUCACUGCAGACCUCAAGAGAAUAUCAGCAGUAGAUGGAUGGUUCCCACAUCAGUAGAACGACUCCGAGAAGGAGGAAGUAUCCCUAAGGUCCUCCGAAGCAGUGUGAGAGUGGCCCAGAAGGGAGAGCCUUCUCCCACGUGGGAGAGUAAUGUCACAGAGAAAGAUUCAGACCCUGCAGAUGGAGAAGGCUCAGAAACAUUGAGCUCAGCGCUCUCAAAAGGAGCCACCGUUUACAGCCCUUCCAGAUACAGCUACCAGCUCCUGCAGUGUGAUAGUCCACGGACAGAAUCACAAAGCCUCCUUCAACAGAGUUCCUCCCCCUUUAGAGGACAUCCCACCCAAUCUCCAGGAUACAGUUAUCGAACUACUGCACUGAGACCUGGGAAUCCCCCCUCACAAGGCUCUUCAGAAUCAUCCCUCUCUUCCACCUCUUACCCCAGCCCAGCCCACCCUGUGUCUACAGACUCGAUGGCUCCCCUUCCGGGGACACCAGGGUAUUAUAGCAGCCAGCCACAUUCUGGAAACAGCACUGGCAGCAAUCUUCCAAGGAGGAGCUGUCCUUCUAGUGCUGCUAGCCCUGCCCUACAGGGCCCCUCAGACUCACCAACCUCAGACUCAGUUUCUCAGUCCAGCACAGGAACUCUGAGUUCCACCUCUUUUCCUCAGAACUCUAGGUCGUCAUUGCCAUCUGACUUACGGACUAUCAGUCUGCCCAGCACUGGGCAGUCAGCUGCCUACCAGGCCUCCAGGGUAUCUGCGGUUUCCAAUUCACAGCACUACCCACACCGUGGGAGUGGGAGUGUGCACCAGUACCGACUCCAGCCACUGCAAGGGUCAGGAGUCAAGACUCAGACAGGACUUUCCUAGGGCUUCUGGAUAUGGGCAAACAGAACUGAACAAGCCCAUAGCUGCUUCCUUCCAGCUGCCUCUGGAACCUAGGCCGAGCAUAUUGCUGGUGAAGGGGGUUGCAAGAUGCCAGAGGAUUGGGUCUGGUCUGCAAGAAACAAGACUUGUGGUCGCGGCUGGCCUCUGGCCUUGGGGAACGAUGUAAAUCUUGUCUGAAGCAGAGACUAUAAAGAAGUUUCUCCCUGCUGUUAAGGGUACAUUGUUGACAAGCAAAUGGUGUUCCGGUUAGUAACGGUUCUAAGUGCAAUGAGUUGUGUUGAGCCUCUGUCUCCCAUCCUUGCCUGUAGCCCGUAGUCACUUGUGCAGUGAGGACAUCUUUUUAAAUAAAUAAUAAGAAAAAAAAGUUUUCCUUUCAAAAGAAAAAAAAAAUUGAAAAGAGCCAAUCUCAAAGCCCCAAGCCAUUUGAGUAGUGUUAGGGUUUUAUGCACUUGAGAGAAAAAAAGGUAGGUAUACAAAUGUCACCGUAAGAUGACCAUUCCAGAAGCAAAUGCGUGUCCAAGGUGUGUCCAGCAAGAGCACUCCCUACCUUUGUCAUUAAAUCACCAGGGAAGAGGCAUGGAAAGUAAAGCUUGGAGCUUGCUCUGAUUGAGGGGUGCUUGGCUCUCGGAAGAUCUCAUGGUCAGUUCUUGAUUAUCUGGGAGCAGAUUGUCUGAGUAGAUUGAGGCCCAGCUGUUACCAUCCAAGUCCUCCUUCUCAAGCCAUUUCAGAGCUUAACCCAUGAAGUAAGUAGAGAAAAGUGAAAUGAGAAACAAGGUGGUCCCAUUGUGUUCAUUGGGUUCCUACUUAGCAGCUUGGGAGAGAAGAUUGAAUUAGAGAGGUUGGAGUGGUCUGGGAAUACUUUGAAGUUUUAUUUUUUUACUCCCAACUAAUCAGGACUUGACGAUCUCAUGAGUAGGACUGCCUCCCUGAUCGGGAGCGUGCACUCGUGGCUGCAGGGUAAGAGUGGGAAUAUAGGUUUAUAGAGUGGCACCGACAGGACUGUGAUUGUGUGUGGGCCUGCCCCACGUUUCUUUGGGGGGAUGCGUAUGUGCGAGUGGGCCGGUGAGAGGUACCCAGCCCCACCCAUACCCCUAACACUGCUCUGGAUGAGAGAUGAGAACAGACUGGCUUCUCCCCAUCAGUGCAUUGUGCCUGUUGUACACCCCUGGAGGAGCCCUGGAGCCAGCCCAGGUGGGGUACACAAUCUUUUUAAAUUCCAUAUGGUUGCCAGCUUCUUUCUUUCCCUUGUUUACUGUAAUAUCCGGCGUGUUUUUAUUUAUCUAAUUUUGUAUUCAGUUAUAACCAUGGUAGGGUAGUGAAUAUAUGACAGGUGUAAUCCCUGGUGCUGCAGUGGACCUUACUUCUUUUCUUUUGGACAAGAUAAUACUGUGAGUCUCCCUUCUACUUUCUCAUUUGUGUCCUCCUUUUACCCCACGCCCUCGCAUCCCCUCUUCUAUGCUGUCCUACAACCAUCAUAUGCACAGCCUUCUCUCUUUGUGUGUGACUGUUACAAAAUUUCACUUUUCAAAAUUGAAAUCAGGUGUUUGCUCAAAUGAGGGGAGAUUUUUAUUAUUUUAUGCUGAGACCUCAGCAGAGUACCUUUCUUUUUGUUUCCCCCACAAACCCAUCAGUCUGGGAGAGCGUUGGGAGUGGAAAUCAUGUUGCCUGGGAUGCCGGUUUCUUUGUAUAUUAUAUAAAACGUAUGUAAAUGUCUCUCCAUUUGGGCUGGGGUUUGCAUUCUCCUCUUGGCUGUUGGCCAAGGGGAGAGGCCAGCGGGCAGGCGGCCCUCACCCUGCCUGGCACGUGCAGAGACCCCAGCCACUCUGUGUGGGCAGGGUGCUGUCAAGACCAGACCUCGGGGGGGAGGGGGGGGGCGGGGGGAAGGGGAACUCUUGGAAGGAAAGAAGUAUUACUUCUUUCUCAAGUGGAGUGUUUACACCUUGCUGUAACAUUUGAACUUUCACAAGAGAUGUAAUAAUUUUGAUAAUAAAAUUCUUAACCAUAAUAAUCAUAAAGUUGA
Molecule: messenger RNA, 7379 nt
Organism: Dipodomys spectabilis (banner-tailed kangaroo rat)
Lineage: Eukaryota; Metazoa; Chordata; Mammalia; Rodentia; Heteromyidae
Gene: Setd5
Product: SET domain containing 5
Exons: 27
Coding region: 845-5341 (1498 amino acids)
Molecular function (GO): protein binding
Source: RefSeq, a predicted model, not a curated record